Neofelis nebulosa (Clouded leopard) is the source of this 3586-nucleotide messenger RNA. RefSeq names its product ATCAY kinesin light chain interacting caytaxin (gene ATCAY). Gene Ontology annotation, cellular component: cytoplasm. Gene Ontology annotation, biological process: apoptotic process. NCBI's taxonomy places the organism in Eukaryota, Metazoa, Chordata, Mammalia, Carnivora, Felidae. The transcript is spliced from 13 exons. The record is from RefSeq and is a predicted model, not a curated record. The coding region runs from base 779 to 1891 and encodes 370 amino acids.
AGCGCACAACUGUAGGGGGCGCCUCUCCAUCGGUGGCCCGAGCAAGCGUGGCCGGGAAGAUUCUGCCUCCCCAGCACGCGGCCGGGUCCUCGGCACACGGCUGGGGGCCCCACCUAAUGUGGUCCUCGGGACGCUUUCCCUCCCUCCUUCCCAAUCUAAGGAAUGAGGCCACCGCCGUCCUGUGUUUGUCUGUUUGUUUGCUCCUUGUUUUGUUUUUAAAUCCGUGAUGCGCCAUCAGGAAAUCAUUUCCGCUUCUGCCCCCGGUGAGGCCCUUGGAAACACUCCCCGUUCAGCCAAUGGAGAGCACCGGAUUCUGGCAGGGGGCUGUGCUUUUCGGUCAGCCCUGCCCCCACCCACCCACCCUGCACACAAAAGCAGCAUAAUUAACUGUCUUAAGGCAGCCGAGCCUCCGCCAGCUGCGAGCUGGCAGGAAGAAAACACCUCGGAGGCACGGCCGGGCGCCGGUGCCGGUGAGGGGGCGCGCUCGCAGCGGGGCGAGGGGCAGCCGGCUGACUGCGAACUGCGUCCGUUCCCCACCUCCGGACAAAAGCGCCCCCCGUCCGCGCCGCCACGUUGCUCCGGGUGACCUUCCUUGCGUGCAGAGUCCGCCGCUGCGCGCACCUUCCUCGGAUGCUCUGAAGAGGCCCAGGGACCGCACUCGGAAGGCGAGGGAUGUCCGGCUGCGUCGGCGCGGGGCUCGCCUUUGUCUGCGCGUAACCCGCAGAGGCCGCGGAGGACUCAGCUCUGCUUCAAGCCAGCGCGCCUCUCCUCUGUUCCCAUGGGGACCACUGAAGCUACGCUCCGGAUGGAAAACGUGGACGUGAAGGAAGAAUGGCAGGACGAAGGCCUUCCCAGGCCACUCCCGGAAGAGACAGGGAUGGACCCGCUUGGCAGCCCCACGGAAGACACGUCCUCCCCUCCCAACACAUUGAACUUCAACGGAGCUCAUCGUAAGCGGAAGACACUGGUCGCCCCCGAGAUCAACAUUUCGCUGGAUCAGAGCGAGGGCUCCCUGCUGUCCGACGACUUCCUGGACACCCCUGAUGACCUAGAUAUCAACGUGGACGACAUCGAGACCCCGGACGAGACCGACUCGCUGGAGUUUCUGGGAAAUGGCAAUGAGCUGGAGUGGGAAGAUGACACCCCGGUGGCCGCCGCGAAGAACAUGCCCGGGGACAGUGCAGAUCUGUUCGGGGACGGCGCAGUGGAGGACAGCGGUGCCACCAACGGGCGCCUCUGGCGGACGGUGAUCAUCGGAGAACAAGAACACCGGAUUGACCUGCACAUGAUCCGACCCUACAUGAGGGUAGUGACCCACGGAGGGUACUACGGCGAGGGUCUCAACGCCAUCAUUGUGUUCGCUGCCUGCUUCCUCCCGGACAGCAGCUCCCCCGACUACCACUACAUCAUGGAGAACCUCUUCCUGUACGUCAUCAGCAGUCUGGAGCUGCUGGUGGCCGAGGACUACAUGAUCGUCUACCUGAACGGCGCCACCCCCCGGCGGAGGAUGCCUGGCAUCGGCUGGCUGAAGAAGUGUUAUCAGAUGAUCGACAGGAGAUUGCGGAAGAACCUGAAGUCGCUGAUCAUUGUGCACCCGUCCUGGUUCAUCCGCACGGUGCUGGCGGUGUCCCGGCCUUUCAUCAGCGUCAAAUUCAUCAACAAGAUCCAGUACGUACACAGCCUGGAAGAUCUGGAACAGCUCAUCCCCAUGGAACACGUGCAGAUCCCCGAGUGCGUGCUACAGUACGAAGAGGAAAGGCUCAAGGCCAGGAGAGAGAGCGCCCGGCUGCAGCCCGAGUUCGUCCUGCCCAGGUCUGAGGACAAGCCCGAGGCGGUGCCGGCGGAGGACAGGCCUGCUCCAGCCACAGAUCAGGAAACAAGCAUGUCCUGAGGUGACAAGACUACAGAGAAGGACAAGACAGAAGAUUCCAGAUGGCAAGAAACCUCUGUCAGACGCCCUCUGGUCCUGGACCUCCUCCCCGCCUUGUCCUGACGCCCCUGUCUUUGUAGGGGGCCAGUCCCCCUCAUCCAUCUCUGAAACCCAGCAUCCUUUUGAGCUGCUUGAAAACGUUUUUGUUUUGUUUUGUUUUCAAACAACGCGGUAUGUUCCAGAAAAGGACCUGGUUCUCAGCCCUCCACACUCACGAGCUCGCGGCCGAGAAGAGGAAGACGGCCCAGGGCAUGGCCCGUGUGCCCUCGACGGCUUCAGAGACCCCCUCCUCGCCCUCAGCACCACCAUCACUGCACAAAGUCCUGGUUCAAGAGCCUUCUCUUGUUUGUCACCUGGCCCACCCCGGGGCCACGGAUGCCCGCCAGCUCCUUGGCCGGAUCUGGACUCGUUCUUGUGCCUUUUCUCCUAGAACACCCCCUGCGGCCCUGGGCACGUGGCCCGGAAGCUCAGCCCCCCCAGCAGCGCUGUGCCCCGGGGACCUCCCGUCCCUGCACCUCAUGGCUUUACACUUGACCAGCUCCCCUCGCCUUCAUCUCCCGAACUUCUUUGGGAUUAACGGAGUCCACGAUGGCACACGCGAGCUGCUGCGAAUCACCCCCGCCCCGCAGUUGCAAACCCGCCCCCCCUUCUAGAACAUUCUCAAGCCCCUUUAAUGGACGCCACACCACAGGGCAAUCCUGAUCAAUACCUCCUACUGAGGGAAUGAAGUGUCCCCGCUUUCCUGACCCCCCCCACCCCCCCACUCCAACACAGGGUUGGGAUGAGCCCCUCAGGUUCCCGCCAUGGGAAACCGGCUCUGAACCGCGAUACAGGAAGAUACAGGUUUAUUGCAGGUUUUGAGUGUUUUGAAGUUCACUUGGGAAAAUAAAUCCCAGUGGCCUGGAUGCUACGAAGACCUGCGGUCAAAGGAGGUAAAUUUACCUUGGACAGAAGUCAGACUUUUCUAAUGUGGUCCGCACGCCCGUCAGGGUGGCCUUUAGAGGUAGUGAGUUCCCCGUCCGUGGAGGCAUUUAAGAAAAGGCUGGAAAGUGCUUACAGAAUGUGGUCCUCUGCGGUCCCCUCCGAUCCUCGGAGUUUCUGUUUCUAUGAAUCUGAACAAAGGUUGAGCGGGUACCUUCUCCAGGCCCCUCUUCCCGGCCCCGUCGCUGGUUUCUUAGCGGUCUAGUUCAAGUGCCCUGGGUAUGAGGUUCUUGGCCUCAGGGGAGAUGCCGGAGGCUUCUUGACCUGGGCGCAUCGAGGUGUUUUGGGUUAUUCCGAUGCCAGGAGGGAGCUGGUGGUGUUUGGUGCUGAGGGAAGGGAACACCCGACAUUUUGCCCCGUGGGGGAGGCUCCUGAAUGUCCUGAACGUCACGGAGCCGUCCCGCGUCCAACGCCAGAGGCUCCGCCUCGAAAAACGCGGAGUCUGGGAGCCGAGUUGGGCCCCGCAUCUUCUGGGUCGGCGCAGCUCUGCCCCGGGAAGGCCGGGACGCCUGGGGGGUGGGUGGAGGGGGGGUCUUACGUUUGUGUUUCUGCUGUUUCCCAAAUGUCAAAUAAAGGACAGGACCGUGUUCCGGGCCCAGGCGUGUCACCCGGAGCCUGAGGCGGCCGAGGCCAGCGGAUGGGCCUCUCCAAUUUGCCCUCCGACAGACCCCCACA